AUGGACCAUGUCUUGUCGAAGGAAGAUGUGAAGGAAUACGAUGCCUUUAUCCCUGCAAUCCCCUGGCUGGGAUACGACCACAAACCCUCAGAGACGGUCGGCACAUUCGACGACUAUGCGCUGCAGCGGGGCUGGACCCCUGACAACCUACUCGAUCUCAAAGAAGGCAGACUCCAGGUCAUCCAACAAAACUCUGUCAAGCCGUUCCUGCAGAGCUGGUUCAGUAUCGGUCUCUGGGAAGCCGCUUUGGGAAGAGGUCUGGAGAAAGACGACUUCAUUGCGUGGAGAGAUUCCAAGGCCAUGUUCAGCAGCGAGAAACUCAAACCGAUGGUCAGAGAUCUCGUCGAGUACUUCAUCCACGCCGCCGAAGAUGACUCUGUCAAAGUUGAGAUCACCAUGCGCCUGAAGCGUGUUCUGAAGGCUGCCAGCCUGUGGAACAGAAUGAUGAGCGAAACUCAGCUCUUCAUAAAUGCAAAUCCUGACUUCUGCGAUGAGACCUUCCAUACUGUGAUGCGGAUGUUCACCAUACUAGGGGUGACGCUGCAGUACACAGCUGAGCAUCUGGCGGAAUGGGGACCAGUUGGGUUCCGCGCCCAGGUCCAGAAUCCUUGGAGAUUCACACUCGCACUUCAGCAGAGGCUCAAGGAGCGCAUGAUCGGACGUGGUUGGUGUCCAUACAUCCAGACCAUGCUCAGUCCGUUCAAUGUGAUCGUGCAGGAAUAUGCUGCCAUUGUUGGACCGCCGUCGACUCGGUUUCGCCAUGAUGCGUGUUCCGCCGCUGGUUGUGUCAGGCACAAUAUUGACGACAGUGCCUACAAACCUCUCCACACUCGACCAGACUGUCGGUGUGGAUGGGUACGGCCGAGCCUUGACCGAAUCCGCGAGAUUCUGGACAAUGGACAAGUUCCUCUGAUGGACUUGACCAAGGUCUUGGACGCUGAAGACGGCAAAGUUGUGCAUGUCGUACCGUUUGAACCAGGAAAGGCCGAAUUUUCUGCCGUCUCACACGUAUGGUCUGGUGGCUUGGGCAGCACCUCGGAGGAAGGACUCCCUCAAUGCACUCUCCACCAUCUCAGCGGCUACAUGGAAGCUGGGAAGCUCUCCAAACUCGUCUGGAUCGACUCUCUUUGCAUCCCGCGCGACAGGAGGCUGCGAAAGCUGUCGAUCCGCACCAUCAACAAGGUGUACACUCAAGCGGACACGACCCUCGUCCUUGACCCAGAGCUCAUGCACUCUCCCUCUUCCAGUACACGUCGGAUGCUGUUAUGGAUAGCUACGGCAGCCUGGAUGCAGAGGAUGUGGACGCUUCCCGAAGGACGACUGUCUCGACGUCCAUUCAUCGCUUGGGAGGAUGGCGCAGUCCCUCUGCAGCGCUGUUUCGCGGACGCUGCAACCGACUUUCACAACCCAGUCACUGGUGCACUGGAGCCAGAAUUGUUUGGUCUGCUUUCCCAGGAGAUAAAUCAGCUUCGAUAUAUACACCAGUCUUUGGGUUACCGCACCACGAGUAAGCGGGACGACGAGGUUCUGGCUCUCGCUGCGCUUUUCGACCUCGAUCUCAAAAACUUCCUGGACAGGACAUCCUCAGAUGAGCGAAUGGCGCUGUUCUGGAUCUCCCUCAGGCACAAAGUGCCAAUUCCGAUGAACAUUCUUUUCUUGAACACUCCUAGACUCCCAGUUCCAGGACUUCGCUGGGCGCCCAGCAGCCUUCUGAACGCAGGAAGGCAGCUAAGCCUCAUAACGGCGCCAAAGGGAAUUGAUUCCUAUCAUGUACACUUGGGCGACGAUGGCACUCUGACGGGAGCUUAUGUCGUAAUUCGCCUGGACAAAAGAUCGACCAUUGUGCUGAACAAGUUCAAUCCAAUCAUGCUGACCUUUCUUCCAGAUCCAGGUUCAACACAGCUUUGCAGGGCUCCUUUCACCAUUGAGGCUGGCGGCGCACGAAAAGCAAGGGUUCUUGAUCAUGUUGACGCCUUUGCGGUCAAUGUAACCAAUAUUGAGGCCACAACAGCAGAGCUUUUGGCCAACGAACUUGUCGCUGCCGUUCGGUCUGCCGUCGCGCUGACAUUGAACACUCCGGAACCACGGGAUGAAGGCCACGCGGUGCCUAGCCAGAACGAUUCCAAAGCUUCAAAUCAACCACCCGGUCACUCAUUUAGAGCCCGUCAGCGACUGCAGCUGUCACCCAUAGAGACUCGAGGGAACGAGAUGAUUUCUGGAAUUGUUGGGUGGGCACGGAUUUCGAUAUCCUGA
Messenger RNA from Capronia epimyces CBS 606.96, 2253 nucleotides. RefSeq lists its product as uncharacterized. The record is from RefSeq and is a predicted model, not a curated record. Bases 1 to 2253 code for a protein of 750 amino acids. The transcript has a single exon. NCBI's taxonomy places the organism in Eukaryota, Fungi, Ascomycota, Eurotiomycetes, Chaetothyriales, Herpotrichiellaceae.